AUGGACGACCAACUAGAAGCACCCUCUUCACUCGCGCCUAAUAUUCCCAAAUCAACACCUGGAGAAGGCGAAGAUGAGCUCUCAUCAGGGGAGGACGAUGCCCCCAACUGGCUACAGCUCGUCCAGCCCUUAAAGGCAAAGAAACAGGUCAUCCCUCAAAGGGGGGAUAAAGAGUUUGAGCCUAAUGAGGCAGGAGAGACGAAGUUGCAGAGUUUUGCACUUGAGAGAGCGAGGGGGGCGAUGCUAGAGGCUUUGAGUGCGGAGAGGGGGAGCUCGAGCAAGAACCUUACGCAUAUGCUGUGGCACCCGUCUAUUUGUAGGGCCGAAGUACCGCAGACUAAAGGGAAUCUUUUGACUACUAUGGGACACUUCCUUACCGUACCCUCGGGGGUGACUGGGAAGAUGGGAAAACAGCUGAUGUUGCUCCCUGAGGAAGCGCUGUACCUCGUCGAGCGAGGGUCUGGGUACUGCUGGAGAGCUUAUGCGAAAAACAUACGAGAUGAGGCUGGGGUGCAGUCGGAUGAGGGCGACGAAUGGUCCAGGUGGGAAAAGCUUGGUUCGCCAAUGAGCGUACAGCAAGCGUACGCAGAGAUGCUAGGGAAGGAUACCAUGACACUGGAGAAAUACCAGGUGUAUGCGUACCUUCGCCGCUUGGGAUACACCGUCGUCCGCGCGCAGCCCCCGUUGAACACAAUGCUCUUUCCCCGUCCUCGGCCUCUCCCAGCCCCACCGUUCUUCUCCCACCUCUGGUCAGGCCUAUCCCAUUGGACUGCGGGCUGGACGAGGUGGUGGGUAGCGUGGAGGAGGAACUGGUGGAGCCCGUUAAGGACCGGUUGGAGGACCACGUAUCACGACAUAUUCGUUUCCCUCCGUCUCAUCCCCUCCGGCCACCAGCUGCCCUUGUAUAUCAAAUCCCAUCCUCCAGCCGGCUCACAGGCUGGUGGCACUCUCCCACCUGGCAUUAACGACCUCUCCUCCACACCCCCAUCGGCAUACGAGAUCUUUUACCACGUCUGGCGCCCCUCUACAGCGUGGAAGAAGACCUCCGUCCCACCCGCAGACUUUGAGCUUGUUGUGGUCGAUGCGAGGACAACGCGACUGCCGACGCUCGCUGACCUUACGCGGCUGUUUGGCGAGCUCCCAGUCCAGCCGCCACCACAACCCCGUCGACGGGCUCCCCCUGCACCCACUUCAUCCACCGCAUCCAACUCAAAGUCUACACCCAAGCCCCCAGCCCCACCUCUACCGCCCACGCUCUUCUCCCGUCUCUCCCAGCUUCUCGGCCUCCUUCCCAAGACCCCACCCAACCCCAAGCCCAGAGUCCAGCCUUUCCCCGCACUGAAAGCGGGCCGGAAGAGCGUCAUUAUCGCUGCUGUCGAUGGGGGGAACGUGAGCUUUGUAAAGUUUGGAGAGGGGGUGUUCGAGGACUAUCCUAUGGCUUGA
Molecule: messenger RNA, 1443 nt
Organism: Dacryopinax primogenitus
Lineage: Eukaryota; Fungi; Basidiomycota; Dacrymycetes; Dacrymycetales; Dacrymycetaceae
Exons: 5
Coding region: 1-1443 (480 amino acids)
Biological process (GO): tRNA-type intron splice site recognition and cleavage
Cellular component (GO): tRNA-intron endonuclease complex
Source: RefSeq, a predicted model, not a curated record